This is a messenger RNA of Prionailurus viverrinus (fishing cat), 1086 nucleotides long. RefSeq names its product NK2 homeobox 4 (gene NKX2-4). The record is from RefSeq and is a predicted model, not a curated record. Gene Ontology annotation, cellular component: nucleus. Gene Ontology annotation, biological process: cell differentiation; regulation of transcription by RNA polymerase II. Bases 13 to 1086 code for a protein of 357 amino acids. Lineage: Eukaryota; Metazoa; Chordata; Mammalia; Carnivora; Felidae. Gene Ontology annotation, molecular function: DNA-binding transcription factor activity, RNA polymerase II-specific; RNA polymerase II cis-regulatory region sequence-specific DNA binding. The transcript is spliced from 2 exons.
GUCCGCCGAGCCAUGUCGUUGAGCCCCAAGCACACGACGCCCUUCUCCGUGUCCGACAUCCUGAGCCCCAUCGAGGAGACCUACAAGAAGUUCGGCGGCGCCAUGGACGGCGCGCCGCCCGGCCUGGGGGCGCCCCUGGGGGCCGCGGCCGCCGCCGCCUACCGCGCGCCGCCGCUCGGCCCCUCCUCGCAGGCGGCGGCGGUGGCGGGCAUGCAGCCGCCGCACGCCAUGGCGGGCCACAACGCGGCGGCAGCGGCGGCGGCGGCGGCGGCCGCGGCCGCGGCGGCCGCCACCUACCACAUGCCGCCGGGCGUCUCGCAGUUCCCGCACGGCGCCAUGGGCGGCUACUGCAACGGCGGCCUGGGCAACGUGGGCGAGCUGCCCGCCUACACCGACGGCAUGCGGGGCGGCGCGGCCGCCGCGGCCACCGGCUGGUACGGCGCCAACCCGGACCCGCGCUACUCGUCAAUCUCCAGGUUCAUGGGGCCAUCCGCGGGCGUGAACGUGGCCGGCAUGGGGUCGCUGACGGGCAUCGCGGACGCAGCCAAGACCUUGGCGCCGUUGCACGCGGCGGCGGCGGCGCCGCGAAGGAAGCGCCGCGUGCUCUUCUCGCAAGCGCAGGUCUAUGAGCUGGAGCGGCGCUUCAAGCAGCAGAAGUACCUGUCGGCGCCCGAGCGCGAGCACCUGGCCAGCAUGAUCCACCUGACGCCCACGCAGGUCAAGAUCUGGUUCCAGAACCACCGCUACAAGAUGAAGCGGCAGGCCAAGGACAAGGCGGCGCAGCAGCUGCAGCAGGAGGGCGGCCUGGGGCCGCCACCGCCGCCGCCACCGUCCCCGCGCCGCGUGGCGGUGCCCGUGCUGGUCAAGGACGGCAAGCCGUGCCAGAACGGUGCCGGCACUCCGACACCCGGCCAGGCCGGACCGCAGCCGCCGGCCCCGACGCCGGCGCCCGAGCUCGAAGAGCUGUCGCCCAGCCCGCCAGCGCUGCACGGCCCGGGAGGCGGUCUGGCGGCCCUGGACGCGGCGGCAGGGGACUACGGCGGCGGCGUGCUCGGCGCCAACCUGCUCUAUGGCAGGACGUGGUGA